This is a messenger RNA of Laetiporus sulphureus 93-53, 582 nucleotides long. RefSeq lists its product as uncharacterized. The record is from RefSeq and is a predicted model, not a curated record. NCBI's taxonomy places the organism in Eukaryota, Fungi, Basidiomycota, Agaricomycetes, Polyporales, Laetiporaceae. The transcript has 2 exons. The coding region runs from base 1 to 582 and encodes 193 amino acids.
AUGAUGCUUACUGAAAAAUAUGGAGGCAUCGCAACCAAGGACCAAGCUUGGCAAGUACUUCUCGAAGGGAAGUACAAGCAAGACAAGCAAACCGUCGACGAGUACAUCGGAAAUCUCGAUAUCCUCUACCGAUAUGCUGAAAUCGACGACGAAUAUGCCAAGCUCAUCCACUUCAAACGAGGCCUUAAUGAGAAACUUGCAGAAAAAGUCUUCAUCACGGAAAGUCUGCCAACGACCUAUGCAGCAGCAUGUAAGGCCGCAAGAAAGGUCACGGACCUCCAGGACAUUCAUAGCAGAAAGACAAACAUCUUCAAGUUCAUCUCAGGCUCUUCAGGAAGCGGAAGAAGGACGGAGAAGGACCCUGACGUCAUGGACAUUGACCAGAUCUCCCCAGAAACCCAUCAGAAACAUUCUGUGGUGGACUCUGUUACAACUGCAGAAAAUCACUCAGGAAAGACAACUUCAUAUGCCAAGACCAAGACACCCAAUUCCAGGAUGAAGAAAUACUCCGGAUCUGGCAGACGAAGAAAGACUUCCAAGCCGACUAAAUCUUACUCCAAGGGAAUGGAGAAGAAACGAUGA